CGCGACUCAGUCAACUCAGUGCUGCGAUGUUAACGAUAUUAUACCCUGACCAUGCCAAAUGUAGCCUCGAUGGAAAGAUUCGUUUCCCAGAACGAUCGUCGGUCAAUCCGACUAUGAGAUAAUCGAGUGGCCCCGAUGACGAAGCUCUUAAUUUUGGCGGUUUGGUCGAUAACGGUCGUCCAAUCGACGUCCCCCUGUCCAUGGGCGUCGGAAGUGGCCGAACUCGAAAGUUCCUGCAUCUGCGACUACAAUCUCGCCCGUGAGCUCUCCGUCCAAUGUGACAUUGUCGAUUAUGGUCAAUUGUUGACAGCUAUGAGACGCUACGCGACGAAACUGCCGAUCGAUCUUUUCUACAUAAACAACAGCACGAUCGGCACCCUCAGAAACGGCUCCUUGUCCGCCCUCAAAAUAAACAACAUUCAAUUCUCCGGAUGCCGAAUAAAAAACAUCGAAAAAGAUUCUUUCAAGGGACAGGAAAACACGCUGAAAAGCUUGAAUCUGAAGGACAACGAGCUCCAGGAAAUACCCAGCGAGACUCUGAAAACCCUGCGCAAUCUCUCGGUCCUCGAUCUAUCGAUGAACAAAAUAACGCGCGUCAAUGACAACGCUUUUUACGGACUCAAUCUCGUCACCCUCAAACUCUCCGACAACGAAGUCAACCUCGCCGCUGGCGCCUUCCGCGGACUCGAAAGAACCCUCAAGAAUCUUAACCUCAAAGGAACCAGACAGAAAAAAAUUCCGGACGCACUCCGAGGACUCAAAACACUCGCUUUUCUCGAUCUCUCACAAAAUUCCAUUCGAGAACUACCCGGAUCCGCUGGCACCAAAGCUUUCGAAGCUCUCGACUCACUCACCGGACUCAAUCUCGAAAGAAACCUCAUACAGAGCAUCGGAAACGACGCUUUUCAUGGCAUCAAAACCACGCUCAGCUCCCUCAGCCUACUCAAUAAUCUCAUACCCGAUUUUCCUUCCGCUGCCAUCAACAGCAUCCACGAUCUUAGGGUGCUGGACAUCGGUUUCAACUUGAUAACCGAAUUGCCAGUGAACGCUUUCGAGGGCAACCCCUCGAUAACCUUGCUGGCGAUCGACGGAAAUCCAUUGUCAACCGUUCCCGAGGAAGCUUUGGCUCGUCUAAACGGAACUCUUCGUGGUUUGAGCCUCGGUGGUCGGUUCCUCGUCUGCGAUUGCAAACUCCAAUGGAUCAUCAACUGGAUUCGCACGAGAGAUCUGCAAGUUACGAGUCGCGAACGAAAACCACAGUUUUGCGGUAGCCCGCUGAGGCUGCAGGACCGCAGCUUUUAUAACAUCGAUCCUAAUGAAAUGACGUGCGAAAGGGCGUCAGAAAUAAUUGGAAUAGGAACGGUUGAGAGUGUCGACACAAAAGAGCCAUCGGGUCCGGUGAGCGGAGUCGUCGAUGUUUUGCUUCCGACGAGCCGUCCACCGACAACGACUCCCAAGCUGUCGACGACUCGUGCAGUUAUCGAAAACACAACACUGGCAGCGAGCACGACAACGCCGAGUACGACGACGACGACGACGACGACAGUGAAAAGAACUGAAACGUCGGUUUCGUCGACGACAACAUUCGCAUCGUCGACCACGAAUCGUCCAACCGGUGCUCGAACUGGCAACGUCGUUGUCGUGCGAACAACUCCUAACUCGAUGAAACACAAUCAAGAUUUGGCUCCUAUGCAGCAACAACAUCAGCCAAGACCGCCGCUUGUCCUUGGCUCACCUCUGUACAAAACGAAAACAUUGGAAAAGGACAUAAUCGUUAAAGACGUCCUGAGACAAGACAAUGCAGUCAUUAUUUACUGGGAUACCGAAGUCUCAAAUAUACUCGGCUUUCGUGUCAUUUAUCGAUUGUUCGGUGAAUCGACUUUCAACUUAGCUCCACCGUUGGAAGCCAGCGAACGGGAAUUCAAGAUUAAAAAUGUUCCCUCUCAGGAAUGUAUGGUGGUUUGCGUCGUAUCUUUGGAAGAAACGAACAUGACACCAGCGAACGUGCCUUACAGCCAAUGCCGCGAAGUGCGUACAGAAAAUUCGCCGACCUCGAACAUCGACAAAAUAACGAUUGCAGCGAGCGCGGCGAUUUGUGCGACCGUGGCAGUUGCCUUGAUAAUAUUUCUCGUUGCGCUGCGCCGAAGGGCGAGAAAAUUGCACACGUUGCACAGCAUCGAUCAAACGAAAAUGGGGGGACCGAUCGCCGGUUUACCGGUAAAUUGCUGCUCGAAUGUUGGCCCAACCCCGAGUCCCGGGGGUCCGCUCUCCUCGAUGGCAACAUUGAGCGCUUAUAACGCCCAAAAAGAGUGGGAUCAAGUGUCCGCUUACAGUAAUCGGAGCAUUCCACGACCUCGGAUCUUCCCCGUCGACAGACAAGGUUCCAUUACGAGAGCUUCUUGCAUCGACGAAGGCAGAUCUCAAGCGGGUCAUUACGGGGGCAAAGUCUCGACCAGAUCUUUGGCUGAUGGACAAUCGCAGCAUAGCUUUUCCAAUAAUUCGUCACGUUACUUCGCUAACGCGGCUCUGGCCACUAAUCUCGUUAGCACGAGACCAGAAUUACGACAAUCAAGACAAUCGUUAGCAGCCGCUUCGGACAGAAUGUCAAGGAAUGGUUUUCCCACGAGUCAUUUGCCACCGCACGCUUCAGCACGCAGACAAAGACCGAGAUCGCGCAAUCGUAAUAUGGAACAAAAUCCACCUCGUCCCGGGAGCAGAUACAGUUUAGCCGAUUCAACUCACACGUUGAACAAUUACGAGGAGAACAAUUGGACCGAUCACGAUAUGGAUAUUUACAUGGCGCGUAAUCCGACGACGAGAAGUGGUUUGGUACCCUUGUAAAUGAUCGUUUCUUCAUAAAAUGCUCAAUCGUGCUCGUAAAUCGUACUAGUAAUAUCAUUUCCAAGUUUUUUUUCCUCCAGCGAGUGAAUCAGAUGAACAGUUUCGAGAUAAAAAGUGCAUCUUUACUUCGUCGUGUGCGCAUUGUUUUUCUAUGUUUAAUGAGACACAGAAAUUAGUCCUGCCCUCUCAUGGUGGUCUAACUGAGGUUUUUUUCCGUCGAGACGUACUGAGCUUUCGAUCGUUGGAAUGCAGCAAACGUUUUUUUUUCAUUUUCAACUUUCAAAUUGACAGAAUCGUUUGCACUUUUUUUUGUUUAUCGCUGUAAAAAUUGAUGGAACAUAGAUUCGUGGGUUUAAAAUUUUUUAUGAGGCUUUGGAAUAAAAAUGAAAAAUUGGAGAAAAGCCUGCUGCACUCGAAGAAAGUUAAUUUCGACGCCAAGAACAUGCCUGUUCGAUCAUUUGCACAUGUAUCGAUAAACUCAAAGAAAAUUGAUCGAAAAAAAAGAAAUUCCUCCAAGUUGUGUCUAGUCUCUUCUGUGCACAGAAUGAAAAGUAUCAUGAAGAUCCAGUUGAACUGAAUUCAAUCUCUGAUUCCACUUGUUAAUUGUUUCGUGAAUGAGCUGCUGAGAAAAAAAGGUGCUUGGCGAAAAGGAAUGUGUGAAUUAGCAAACUCGUUAAUACGUACUACUUGAAUUUUUUAUCGACUCGUAGACAAUAAGAAUAGCGAUUUUAAAGUAGAUGGUAGAAAAAAAAGUCUAAAAAGCAAUGAAAACAAAUGAUUAAAAUGGUAGAAAAACUCAAAGUUCUUCAUAAACGAAGAAUUUAGUGAGGUAAUUCUCAUUGAAAAACGAUGCAUGGUGGGCAUCCUCGUAAAAAUGUUAAAAAUCCUUUACAUUGUAGAUAAUAGGACUAAAUAUUUCGAUUAAUGUCAAAGCUAUACUCGUGGUUUAUUCCAAAGACUGUAGCGUGUGACUGAGCUGAUCAAUUGAUUGUUUAGUUUAGGUUACGUGUAAAAUUUUUCAUCACGUUCGUAUUUUUCGUAAUAAUUAACUUUUUUAAGCAUAGACAAAAAUAUAUUAUUGAGAUAAGCAUUUAUAGAUAGAUAUAUUUGACGUAGUUUUUCGAAAAACAUACUAAUGCAUACCGAAGAACUUGACGUGCGGAAGUACACAAAUUAUUUUACACAAACUAUAGUUAUUAUAUCGAAAGAAUAAUAAAAUAAUAACAAAAAUUGAUGUUAGGUCAUUUUAAGGCACGUUUGAAAUUAUUUCAGUAUUUGUACAUCCGUUAAAUCGUAACCAUUCUCUGUUUUAUUAUUAUAUUUUUUUUCUAAACUUACCAACUGUGAAUACAUAUUCGCGAACAAAUGAAAUAAAUAAAAUGUACUCACCCUGGUAUGGCGAUACUUUUU
Venturia canescens is the source of this 4251-nucleotide messenger RNA. RefSeq names its product leucine-rich repeat and fibronectin type-III domain-containing protein hattifattener (gene haf). NCBI's taxonomy places the organism in Eukaryota, Metazoa, Arthropoda, Insecta, Hymenoptera, Ichneumonidae. Gene Ontology annotation, molecular function: protein binding. The transcript is spliced from 7 exons. Bases 136 to 2841 code for a protein of 901 amino acids. The record is from RefSeq and is a predicted model, not a curated record.